AUGGAAGGGGCUAUAGAAACAGAUGCUGAGGGAUGUGAGGUAUCAUAUAGAUCAGACACGCAUUUGCAAAUGGAUCUAAGUGCCUAUCUCACGUAUUCUGAUCAGGAUGAGAGUUUGAUACAGCUGCCGGAAGCAGGGAAUCAUAUGUACAACCAACAGUUACAUCAAGUAUUGAGAGAGUCCUGUCAUUCAUCGAAUGGUCAGGUUCAGAAUCUUAGGAAAGCUAGAAAUCAGGACUGGCUACAGCGGUAUGAUGGCGAAACAAAUGGCUCUGUGACAGUGCAGACCACCAAUCUGGACAAUUCGGACCCGAUACUUAUGGAUGAAGCGCUUGCCUCUAGCAACCUUGUAAUCACCGAAGCUGUCUCUUCUGAAUACCUGGAGCUGUCUGAUGUCAGCAAGAUACGCCCAGCAGAGACUAGGCAGAAAUUGUAUGAUAGCAAUCUGCACUUUGGUCACCAAGCAGAAAGACGCAUUGCCGAGCAAGGCAAAUUCACUCCAUUGAAGUGCAACGAGAAGAGCUCACCACAUGGUCCUUGCGCACGGCUCUAUCGUGUUGAACGGAUUGAUGAGACAAGGUUUGACUUGGAAGGAAAGUCCAUGUAUUAUGCUCUGAUCAGGACAAACUUAAAUGUCAGGACUAUCACUGGGAUUGGCAAAAAGGCAUUAGGACGUGCUCAAUGUAACACGUACGUUGAAUGGGGUGAAUGGAAGAUCAUGUAUCUAGGAAGAGAAACUCCUAGAGGUCAUGCAGACCAGGCUGAGAAGGGAUACAGUGAUACUCUAGCCACAUCCAGCCUGUUUCAGACAGACUACAACAAGUCAUGGCCAAGUCAUGACCAAAAAAGUAGCCAUAAUCAGUCAAGCCAAACAUGUGAUCUUGGCAAGAGUCUCAGCUUGAGCGAUGAGAGCCCUUGCAUAAGCCUGGAACUCCCGGCAGAACACGGUUCUAGAUCAACCUAUACUGUUCAGCACACAACUAGACCUCUGCUAUCGUCUUUCCAACCAGAUAUAAAUGGCAAUGGGCAAGCAACAACACUGAAAGCCAAAAGGCGGGCAGGUCGUCCAGUCUCGCUAGCUACUAGGAUGAAGAUGCAGGAGAGACUUCUCCACCAUGCUGUCUCUGACACAACCCGUGCAAAUCAAUCACUCAGUUCUACAAAUGCAAAAUUGUACCUUGUGAAACGAGCAGAUGGGACCGACUUUGAGUAUGAAGAACAGGUAUUCCUUCAUUGCUCUCCUGCAGGUCUUUGGCAAGCUUUGCACCGGAAGAGCAAAACAAGGGGUAUCGUAAAGAAAGAGUGGAUAGUAGAAGAUCAAGAGGUAUCUGCACGGGUUCAUCUGUGGUCUGAACAUGUCGAGAUAUCAGUUCGCGACGGCAAAAGAACGCUGAUGAGACUGGGUGACCAACAUCACGUGUGCACAUAUCGCGCAGGGUCUAUCUGGUCUUCAGAGCGGUCGAGGGAUCUGACCGUAACAGCGUCAAUAACGUCGAGAAGGAAGGAGCCGGUAUCUCACUGGCAAGACAUGGAUUUGCCUCUACGUGGACCGGCUCAGCUCUGCCAAUCAAGCGACAGAUUUGACAAAGCAAAAGCCUUUAGCGGCGGAGCAUGCUCUCCCUUUGAUGUUCAGAUCGACCCGAGAGCAAUCGAAUUAGCUUCCGGCCAAAUCUUGUCGCGUCUCCUCUCAUCACGCUGGUGGGCUGUAACAGCGGUCACGAUGGUUUUUGACCGUAUCUCUGGAUUCAUCUCGACGAUCCUCCCUCUUCCUACCUCGUGUGUAUCGGGACGUCAAGAUCUGCCCCAAGCACGUUUCGUGCCACAGGCCUUACAGCGCGCCAUGUGUACAGAUAAGAAAAUCACGUAUUUCGGAAUCAAACUAUGGUUCCACUACCUGAAUGACAACGAUUUAUCUCCUACCAUCACUCCGUUGACGCCUGGAAUUGUCAGUCCCGUCUUGGGUUGCACGACUUUCGUAGGUGAUGUGGUAGUGCUGAGGACUGCCUUGCUCUUCAACGCAGAUCGGUCACGGCCAGGCUUCCUAUCGUGUCGAGACCUCUGUCACCUGGCCCUGAGCGGCGGCGCUCGUUCCAAUAAGAGAGCUGAACAGGAUCUUGUGUCGCCUCUGCAAGCGCUUGUCAACGAUUCACCUGGUACUCGUGCCGAAUCACAGCUGCUAAACCCUAUGAACCCCGUUUCGUGGACAAAAUGCCCACUGAACGCGGACGGCAUGUACCGCCCAUAUCGCAAGCUUCAAAUGUAUCUGCAGUCUAUGAAGCACAUUUCGAAGGUCGCCUUAAAUCACAUUCGUACCGCGGUAGUCACGCUUGCUAGAAAGCUCGGUGUGUCAUCGACUUUGGAGUCUGAGGAUUCACAAGAAGGAUCUGCAGGACCAUUCGGCAUGCAUGUAGACCGUGAAGAAGGAGCAGACGGCUCUUGUUGCGCUUGGCCCGGUCGAAGGUCGAUCAGCUCUUUGACGGCGAUGGUCAGGAUCGUCGGGAUCCAUCUCGCCACGACUGGAGUUCUGGCCAUGGUGUUGAGCAACGGAAGUAAAUCUGGAGUAUCAUUCGGCAUCAUCCACCAGGACCCCCAUCGUAAUCGUGAAGUGAUCCGGGUGGGAUCAGAGCUGGUGGCUUUGCUCGAUCCGCUGGUCGCUGACGCGCAAAACCUUUGUUGUCGUCUGUUCCCCCAGGUUCAAUACCACACUGACUUGUCCAAAAUGAUUCUACGCUUCUACAAGAUCACACGGCUGGACAUCGUUAGGAAAAGGGAAAUUAACCAUUAUGCGUGUCUUAUCGUCUCAAGCGCAAAUUUAGACAUGUCUAGAGAGCUGUGGUUCAUUGACUUUGUCGAACGCGAUCAGUCCCCGGUACACACAUCAUCAUUCUAA
This is a messenger RNA of Filobasidium floriforme, 2889 nucleotides long. RefSeq lists its product as uncharacterized. The record is from RefSeq and is a predicted model, not a curated record. The transcript is spliced from 17 exons. NCBI's taxonomy places the organism in Eukaryota, Fungi, Basidiomycota, Tremellomycetes, Filobasidiales, Filobasidiaceae. The coding region runs from base 1 to 2889 and encodes 962 amino acids.